Molecule: messenger RNA, 1630 nt
Organism: Oreochromis aureus
Lineage: Eukaryota; Metazoa; Chordata; Actinopteri; Cichliformes; Cichlidae
Exons: 6
Coding region: 110-829 (239 amino acids)
Source: RefSeq, a predicted model, not a curated record
GUUGGGUGGAGACUAGGGCCAAGUGUUUGUUUAGAAGAAGAACUUCAACAUUUAGAAGGAGUUUCUGAUAUGACAGUGAAAUUCUCGGAGUCAGUGAUAAAGUCUCAAUAUGAAAGUCUGUCACACUGUUAUCUGCUUCAUCUUCCUCACACUGCAGGAUGGAAACACUGUUCCUUACAAUGCAAAGAUUGCCAUGCAUACAGGAGUGGAAGGAGGAAACAUCACAGUUGAAUGUUCAUUUUAUAUCUUUGGAAAGUGGAAGCUCUUAUGUAAGGACCAAUGUGAAAGGGGAAACAUUCUCAUUGAAACAGCCAACGUUGUAGCUCAAAGCGGCAGAUACUUUAUGACAUACAAAGAAGAAGAGUUUCCAACACGUCAUGCAGUAUUUUCUGUGAGCAUCACACAGCUGGAAAAAUCUGACUCGGGGCUGUACCGGUGCUAUUUGGACAGAAACUUGGAUCCAUAUUUGUUUGAUAGCUUUCAGCUCAUGGUGACAGAAGCAUCAACAUUGGGCCCACAAUCUUUGUCAACUUCCACAACAAUCUCCAAACAGCCUGAAAUAACAUUUCUAAAUUCAGGUUUUCUCUGGCCUGUGGUUAUAGCUGUAGUUAUGGUGGUGUUGGUGUUGUUUGUUGUUGUGCAGCUCAUCUGCAAAAAGAAGACUACGGACUCUUGUUUGAACAAACAGAAAAUCGUGAAUUAUAAAAAGAGUGAGAUUGUUCUCUAUGAGAAUCUUCUGACGUUGCCACCUGAAGAGUCAGUAUACCAGAGCCUGGAUCCAGCCAGCAGGGAUGAAGACCAAGUGUACCUUACACUUAAACAGACAUGAAAGCACAAAUAAUCCAGCAUUCAGGCCUGAAUGUGUCACAACAGACACAGAUAGAUACAACAGACAACAUAUUUAAACGCUUCUUUAUUCUUCACUUUACUAAAAGAUAAAGAUUUUACAGAUUAAGCAUUUUAUGCCAGUAAUGAAUGUUUUCUUUCUUUUUUUUUGGAUUAAAAUGACUCUUCUUCCCUCUCAUUCUGGUGCAAAAUUAGAGCUCAUCUUAUAUUCAAAGGCGCCACCUGGGGGUGCUGCAGGAGUAGUCACAAAUAUCAGGAUUAAAUAACAGCUCAUCAAAUUGAUCUGUAAAGUUGCAAAGCAAUAAUAAACAUUGGUAUAUUGGUAUGUCUUCUUUCCAAACAGGCUUUCCAAACUCUGAGAACAUACUUGAGGAGAAAACAAACCCCCUCCCCCCAAAAAACAAGAAGCACUCUGAGAGUGCAAACAUCCACCGAUGGUUACAACAGAAAAAGAAAAAAAAUUAGCAAUUUCAUGUAUUUAUUUGGGGGGAUUUUUUUUUUUCAUCCACCCAUUUUCUUCCGGUCCCACCUGGCCACCAAGGACUCUCCCCCGGGCACCCUCCCCAGGCCUGGCUCCUGGGCAGGACCCCGGUAACCCUAUCCCAGGCAGGGUGAGCUGUUCUCUUGAGCUUACACUCAUAAGAGCCUUCGUCUAGUCUUUCACCCAGACCAAUUUGCCAUGGGAGACCCUACCAGAGAACAAAAGCUACCUGGCAACACACACACACACCCCGGGAUCCGUGGGAGACACAGACCCUGAUUCAUGGAGGGGAUUUUUAUUUAU